UUGGUGGAAGUACAUUAAAUCUCUGGCUGAGUGACUUGUGUGCCUUGAUCUGUUGCAGUUGGAAAAUAAACCGUUACUUUUCUUAUUCUACCUACUUAAUCAUAUGGGAUACUGCUGCCUUAACUACUGGUCUGAGUUCAGCUGGAUAUGCAUUUUUUUGAUGUAAGUCAUCACACAAUUCCUACAGAAAAAAUGCAAGCAACAACUAAAUGAAAGUUGGAAUCACGUCCUUCAGGGACUCUAAAGCAAAUGCCCUACUUCAUGUCAGUAAUCUUCAGAAAAAUACUUGGGAGAGGAGGAGUGAGAAAGUUAACUGACUGCCAGCUAUGACAAAGAAAUGGGUCAUAUUUGUCAUAUGUGCCCUAAUUUUACCUCAGUUGUUUUUCCUUGUCUAUAUCUGCACAUCUAAUAUUAUUCUAGAUCAGAAAACCACAAUGAAGAUUAUUUCACAAAGGACACAGAAGAUUGCAGUACAAAAGACUACAGAUUGCCAAAAUGUAACUACACCUUUGCACACCUUAUAUCAUAAAAUCGAGAAUCCAUUUUUCUGUUUUAGUAGAUCUUCUGCUCGUGUGCGCACUGGAAAUUAUUUACUGCCAUACGGAAUAUAUAAAGCAGAGAGGUAUUUUGAAGCUGUGGCAAAUAGGUUACCUAAAAGUUGUACAUUUCCAGAAAGCUUGAGUAGUCUGGCUUGUAAGAACUGCAUUGUGGUUGGCAAUGGAGGCAUUCUUAGGAACAGUACCUUAGGCAAAUUCAUUGACUCUUACGAUGUUAUAAUUAGAUUGAAUAGUGGCCCAGUGAAAGGCUAUGAAGAGGAUGUUGGGAAGAAGACGACUUUUCGAAUAUGUUACCCAGAGUCCAUUUUUUCAGAUCCAUCUGAAUAUGAUCCAGAUACAAUUGUCAUUCUAAAUAUUUUUAAAGUUCAUGAUCUGAGAUGGUUAAUGGAAGUUGUUCAGCAUAAAAAAGUUACAAUUAAUGGAUUUUGGCAAACGCCUGCACAAAAACUAAUAUAUAAAGAAAAUCAAGUAAGGAUUCUGAAUCCAUUUUUCAUUAAGGAAGCAGCAUCUGAUUUCCUUCAUCUACAACUACCCACACGUUACCUAAAGACCUUGAAACCAAAGCACCCAACAACAGGUGUAAUUGGUAUUGCAAUGGCUCUACACAUCUGUGAUACUGUUGCUAUUGCAGGCUUCAAAUACAACACAAGUGAUUCAACAAGCUUUGUACAUUAUUAUGGAAACAUCACAAUGUCUUCUACUUCCCAGAUGGAGUAUCAUGACAUCCCAGCAGAACAAGCUUUUCUGAAGGACCUCAAAGAGAAGAAACUCGUGCACGACCUGACAGAAAAAUGAAUCGAAGGAUAUGAAUAUUUAAUAUGAAUAAUCAUACAGUGACAUUUCAUUUGCUGACUUGGAAGAUGUUAUAGAGGAGCAUUGAAGACUUUUCAGACGAACAUUUAUCUGUCUUCUAAUCUGUUUUAUAUGUUUUUUGUUUACAAAUGUUAUUGUAUGCAAGUUUGCACAGAAAUUGAAGGGUUCAUGCAUUCCAUUUUGCCUGUAUCAGACUAAUGAAUAUUUAGUGCUACCUGUGGUUCAAAGCCAGUUAGCUAAAGAGCAUUUACCUGUGCCAUUCUCUAUUUGCAGUUUGCAUUAGAUGACAUUUUUUUCCAACAGAAAAGAAUACUACAUUACUGGAAAAUUCAUCAACAUGCACCCAAGUCAGUUUUUAUGCGAUGCAGUCUCUGCUUUCUUUAUGUUUCUGUCAUUUCUGAGUUGUUAUACAGUUCUCUUGGAUUUUACUUAGAGAAGUAAACAACGCAAACUGUCAGUGUUGUUCAUAGGUUCAUAAGUUAUUACUAGGAUAUCGAUAUUUUGAAUCUUAAGAAGCCGUCCUUACAUUUCCAUGGUAGUUUUUAUGCCCUUAUAUUUUGCAUAGAAAUAAUCCAGAUGCAGGCAGAGCAAGAAUAUUUUCAGACAUUUACUUGUUGCCCUGUCCAUGAUGCCAUGAUGCACAUAGGUGCUAAAAUGGGAAUUAAUUUGUGGUUCCCAUUCAUCCAAAUUACAUUGAAUAUAGUAUAAGCAUUUUGCUUUAUGUGCGGUGGAAGAUGGUUCCAGAGAAAAGGUAUUGUCUGUGAUACAUACCUAACAACAUGUUCUAUUUAUGUUGUAAAAAGAGAUUGAGAUCCCCUGAACAGAUGUUAUUUUGCAAAAGAGAUUGAGAUCUCUGAGGACAGCUGAACAUAGAAAUUAUACAGGAUAGAGGUUAACAAGUAAAAAUGUGAUGUUUACUAUGAUGCAGUAAAACUGGAAAAUAAAAAAAAAAAAUUUUUUAGUAAGAUAA
Molecule: messenger RNA, 2340 nt
Organism: Protopterus annectens (West African lungfish)
Lineage: Eukaryota; Metazoa; Chordata; Ceratodontiformes; Protopteridae
Gene: ST3GAL6
Product: ST3 beta-galactoside alpha-2,3-sialyltransferase 6
Exons: 13
Coding region: 327-1352 (341 amino acids)
Biological process (GO): glycolipid biosynthetic process
Molecular function (GO): beta-galactoside alpha-2,3-sialyltransferase activity
Source: RefSeq, a predicted model, not a curated record